Messenger RNA from Peronospora matthiolae, 2415 nucleotides. NCBI's taxonomy places the organism in Eukaryota, Oomycota, Peronosporomycetes, Peronosporales, Peronosporaceae. The record is from the annotation of a GenBank genome assembly.
AUGAGUGACAAGAAAGAGGAGUUCAAAGCCGGGAUCAUGGACCGGAAACGGUCGCCCAAUCGCCUCGUCGUGGACGAAGCCCUGAACGACGACAACUCGGUCGUGGCCCUCAGCAUGGCCAAGAUGGAGGAGCUGCAGCUCUUCCGAGGGGACACGGUGCUGCUCAAGGGCAAGAAGGGUCACGAGACCGUCUGUGUCGUGCUCCAGGACGAGACCGUGGACGACCACAAUGUCCGCAUGAACAAAGUCGUGCGCAAGAAUCUGCGCGUGCGGCUGGGCGACGUCGUGGGCCUCCACACGUGUGGAGACGUGCCCUACGGCAAACGCAUCCACGUGCUGCCCAUCGACGAUACAAUCGAAGGCGUGACUGGCAACCUCUUCGACGUGUACCUCAAGCCCUACUUUGUGGAAGCCUAUCGUCCGGUGAAAAAGGGCGAUCUGUUCCUCGUCCGGCAGGCCAUGCAUCCGGUGGAAUUUAAGGUGGUGGAGACGGAACCAGGUCCUUACUGUAUCGUCGCUCCGGAUACGAUCAUCCACUGUGAAGGCGAACCCGUCCGUCGGGAAGACGAGGAGAAGAUGGACGAAGUCGGGUACGACGAUAUUGGCGGCUGUCGGCGUCAGAUGGCGCAGAUCCGCGAGAUGAUUGAGCUGCCAUUGCGUCAUCCGCAGCUGUUUAAGACACUGGGGGUGAAACCUCCUCGAGGGGUUUUGUUGUAUGGUCCCCCGGGAUCGGGCAAGACGCUGAUUGCGCGGGCUGUCGCGAACGAAACGGGCGCGUUUUUCUUCUUGAUUAAUGGCCCCGAGAUCAUGUCGAAGAUGGCCGGCGAGUCGGAAAGUAACUUGCGCAAAGCGUUUGAAGAGGCAGAAAAGAAUGCGCCUGCAAUCAUUUUUAUUGACGAGAUUGACUCGAUUGCACCCAAGCGUGAAAAGACCAAUGGCGAGGUUGAACGUCGCAUUGUGUCGCAGCUGCUGACGCUGAUGGACGGCCUGAAGCAGCGGGCGAGCGUUGUGGUGAUUGGCGCGACUAAUCGACCGAACAGUAUGGACCCUGCUCUCCGUCGGUUUGGUCGGUUUGACCGCGAGAUUGACAUCGGCGUGCCAGACGAGAACGGUCGGCUCGAGAUUUUCCGGAUUCACACGCGGAACAUGAAGCUGGACGAUGAUGUGGACCCGGAGCUUAUUGCGCGGGACACGCAGGGGUUCGUUGGGGCGGAUAUGGCUGCAUUGUGUACAGAAGCUGCGCUCCAGUGCAUCCGUGAAAAGAUGGAUGUGAUUGACAUCGAGGAUGAGACGAUUGACGCCGAGAUUCUUGAUGCCAUGUCAGUGACGCAGGCUCACUUUAAAUACGCGCUGGGCGUAUCGAAUCCGUCCUCGCUGCGUGAGACGACGGUGGAAGUACCAACGGUUACGUGGAAGGAUAUUGGUGGGCUUGAAGGCGUCAAGCGCGAGCUUCUCGAGCUGGUACAGUACCCUGUCGAGCACCCGGAGAAGUUUGAAAAGUACGGUCUGAGUCCGUCAAAGGGUGUGCUGUUCUACGGUCCACCCGGAUGCGGCAAAACGCUUCUGGCCAAGGCUGUUGCUAACGAAUGCCAGGCGAACUUUAUUUCAAUCAAGGGUCCCGAGCUGUUGACCAUGUGGUUUGGUGAAUCCGAAGCCAAUGUUCGUGAGGUGUUUGACAAGGCGCGCGGUGCCGCUCCGUGCGUGUUAUUUUUCGACGAGCUGGACUCGAUCGCUCAACAGCGGGGCAGCAGUUCUGGCGAUGCUGGCGGUGCUGGUGAUCGCGUUAUGAACCAACUAUUGACGGAAAUGGAUGGAAUGGGUGCGAAGAAGAACGUCUUUAUUAUUGGUGCCACGAAUCGUCCUGAUAUUAUUGAUCCGGCUUUGAUGCGUCCGGGCCGUCUGGAUCAGCUGAUUUUCAUUCCCAUGCCUGACUUUGAUUCGCGUCUGAGUAUUCUUCGCUCUGUGCUGCGCAAGAGCCCUGUGUCCAAGGAUGUGGACCUGAACUUCCUUGCUCAGCAAACUGACAAGUUCUCGGGUGCUGAUCUUACUGAGAUCUGCCAGCGAGCUGCCAAGUUGGCAAUCCGUGAGAGCAUUGCCCGUGACAUGGAACGCGACCGUCUCCGUGCGGAAGCUGGGGACGAAAUGGAGGAUAUUGAAGAGGACGACCCGGUACCUGAAAUUACGCCGCGCCACUUUGAGGAGGCCGUGCGCAACGCCCGCCGCUCGGUCAGCGACCGCGACUUGGCGCAGUACUCGACCUUUGCGCAGACGCUCCAACAGGCGCGUUCGCAUGUGACUGCGGGCGGAACUUCACUGGCCAACUUUUCGUUUCCUGGUCGCAACGUCAGUGCUAACACUGGCAGUGGUGCUGCUGUGGCGGCUGACGAAGAAGAUGAGGAGGAUCUUUACAGCUAA